Molecule: messenger RNA, 4990 nt
Organism: Halichondria panicea
Lineage: Eukaryota; Metazoa; Porifera; Demospongiae; Suberitida; Halichondriidae
Exons: 34
Coding region: 50-4837 (1595 amino acids)
Molecular function (GO): protein binding
Source: RefSeq, a predicted model, not a curated record
GUGGCUAGCUUCGCUUAGCUAGCUGUCACGCGUUGUGUUACUGGAUACAAUGUCUACUGAAGGAUCAGGAUCCUUGCAAAGCAAGCUGCAGGAUGUUUUCGAGUGUGUGAAGCUGUUUGAAGUGGAGGGAGGCUCUGUACCUGCUGGAGGGGACUCGCCCACUCAUGAACUUGAUACUCCAGUGUCCGGAUCCAUCUCUAUAGAGCUGUGCAGCUGGAGGGAGGCCGGGACAGUGACGUCUCUAGCCCUAGUAUGCAAUAACGGAUACCUUGUAUUCCGAAUCACUCUCAAUGGGGGAACUCCCCUCGUUAAGCAGCUGAAAUGGUUUGAGAAUCGACAGAAGCAUAUUCUUGGUGUGACCUUUGACCCCCACGGGGAGUGGCUUGCUUGUGCUUGUCUGGACGGCAGCCUUUGUUUGAUACCUGUCUACAGUUUGCUCACUGGAGGCUCUCCUCACAAGAGCUAUGGUCCACUGAACGACCUCACGACAAUACAACCUUCUAAGAAGACAGCCUCCCCUACGAGUUUGGUGUGGUGGGAAACAAUGGAUGACCAGCAAAUGGUCAUCAUGGGGUCAGAGGUUGGAGAAAUAACGUUCUUCGAUAUCCUUCGUUUUGAGGUAGCCGUCAGUGUGUACGUGAGUGGGUGUAUUGAUCACCUGCUCCUGGCCCAGAGACCAGGCACCUCCACCCACCUACUGAUUGGUCUUCGUGGAGGAAGUUGGCGUCGGAUGUUACUGGAGGAACAUUUCCACGAGGUUGAGGGCAUGUCGUACACUGAUGCACAUGAGAGUGGUUACGAGGUAGUGCCUGACGACAUGGUCAUCAAGAACUAUCUGACUAAGGGCAGCGGUGAUGAGAGAUUUGAAAUGAGGCCAUUUCUAUCGUUCUCUGAGCUGACGGAGAUCUCUAUUCAUGAUUGGCCCAACCACCAUCUUCUCAGUGCACUUAACCUCAGGAAUCACAAGGCAGAGGUGUACAGCUAUGAUUUUGACUCACAGUCCCCUCCAGUGAAGGCGUAUCAGCUGGUGCCCGGGGCAACGGGCAUACUCCUCACUGAUAGUAUAAUCUUUGUCAUCAGUCACGACGACGAUGUCGACCCUCUGGCCUUCACUCUGACAGUCAUGUCCAGUGGAAGAGCUGGAGUCACUGUUACUGAAGUAAGCGACGAAGCCACCCUCCACAGCUCUGCCGUGCUGCAACAGUUCACCAUACCCUCCACCAACAACCUCAUCGGUUUCUACAGCACCCUAUCAUAUGACAUACCCAACGAGUCACAUGACUACUCACUCACCACCUUUGGAUCACUUGAUCACUCUAUGAUGUCACGCGAUACGACUAGGUCACAUGAUUCAUUGCCGACAUCUAACCUGGGUGGAUGUGUGCUUGUCACGUCCACAUGUGUGUACCAGUGUCGCCAGAAGAGAUCCCCUGAAGCACUGUUCAACGAAUUGGCCCUCAAUCCAAAGACUCAAGAGAAAGCAGAAGAGUUCGGAAUCACCUACAAACUAGACAUUUGCGGACUCUACAAGAUUGUCGCCAAGAAGAAGCUCGCUGAGGGACUGUACAGUCAGGCCCUCAAGCUGUACGAGCAUUCUAGAUGCCCUCCGUGGGACGUCAUCCGCUCCUUCUCUGAUGCCAAGAGAGUGCCUGAGUUGGUCCAGUACCUCUACCAGCUGGUGUACAACGACACUGGCCGCGCCUCCAUCACACACCCAAAACAAGUCGAGGAUCUACUGUUGCUCUGUUUUGCACACGAGUGUCUUCGUUACCACGGGAAACCAGAGGGGGCCGUGAUGAUGGACAAAUUUACGCAAUUCAUCAACGACAAGUUCCAGUACAGUCAGAGCGUUGCCAUGGAAAUUCUUGUACAAAGCGGUCUCAAAGAGCAGCUGUUUGAAUUGGCAAAAACUCAUCGUAAAUUAUCCGAGGUACUGGAGUGUUUAGUGUCCCACGGCAGUGUUCAUAUUGACCCCAGUGUCCUCUCCUCCCUCGCUAGUAGGCAGCACGUCGAGACUCUCGGACUAGCCAGCAAUGGUUUGUUUCUCUACCAGAUGUCUCCGUCAACGUUUGUUAGGCUACUCAACUCAAAGCCCGCCAUCCUCCCCACCCACAUCCCUCACCUACACACACUUCUCCCACACAUGAACGUCCCGACGCUGCUGAGGCUGGCUAAACUUCUCGAUCCCUCUCAAUCCACCAUUAGACCUCUUCUUAUUAAAGCCCACUCUCAUCGGAAACGGAGCAACUCAACGGGGUCACUGUUGUCGAUGGUGUCGAGUGCUAGUGACUCCGCCCACUCUGAGGACCCAGGCCCCUCCCUCGAGACGUACCUUGAGCUAUUCCUCACCGUGCUAGUCAUCCUAAACCAUCGCCGACGCCAGAAGCCAGCUGGAUCUAACCCACUCCUCUCAGUUUCUCCCUUGAGGAGUGCAGUUUCUGGUAACAUCGUCGACCAUAUCGCAGCAGAGAGCACAGAAGCGUACACGGAUGGUUCACAAUGGCUGCAGGCCAGCACACUGUCAGCUGGACUGCAUCAUGCCGCAGUGGUUACCGGUGGUAACCUGUUCACAUGGGGCUCUACAAAAAACGGAAAACUUGGUCAUGGUGAGAUUGAGGAGGAAGGACGUGCCACACCCCUUAGAGUAGAGACACUGAGCAUGCUCAGUAUACACGUCGUCUCCGUGUCAUGUGGGGCGGAGCAUACCGUCGCACUCUGUCAGGAAGGGGUGUUCUCCUGGGGCUCCUCCUCUCACGGCCAGCUUGGUCAUGGCGAUGAGCUGAAGAAGACACGACCUGUUCAGAUAGCGUCCCUCGCUGACAAGAGCAUCAUAUCGGUGUCAUGUGGGCAGUACCAUACACUUACCCUCGACGAUGACCACAGGGUCUGGAGUUGGGGUUGGGGUGUGCACGGUCAGCUGGGUCUCAAGACGGUGGACGACAAGCUCCUCCCCUCUCAUGUGAUAUCAUUGGACAGACUCCAGGUGUCCUUCAUCGCCGCUGGUUACGGGCACAGUGCCGUGCUCACUUCACACGGACAAGUACUCACUUUUGGAAACGGAAUGUACGGACAACUGGGACACGGGGACAAGGAGAAACAAGUCACGCCAAAAAUUGUCGAGGCGCUUAGUGACAAAUCGGUCUAUCUCUUAGCCUGUGGAAACUUCCAUACGGUAGCCGUGACGACAGGGCAAGGCAUUUACUCAUGGGGAAAGAAUAUGUACAAACCAGUAAGACAGCCGACAGCGACAGUGCAGGGAAUGAAAGAGUACAAAAGGUCAAGAGAGCGUCAACAAUCCUCACCCGUCGAUACAGUUAAUGUACAGCUGCCCCAGCUCGUGACCCUUGACCCCCCUCUUGAGGAUACUAUCAUUCAGAUGAGUUGUGGCAGCUUCCACAGUUUAUUGCUGACGUCAGCAGGAGGUGUGCAUUCGUGGGGGAGCAACCAGCACGGCCAGCUGGGACACACCCACAUGGCCGAACUGGCACAGCCGAAGAAGAUCUCAGGUUUUGACGCUCAAAAGGUCAUCACCAUAGCAGCAGGGGACGAGUUCUCGUUAGUGAUUGAUGAGAAUGGUCAAGUGUGGACGUGGGGACGAGGGGAUCGUGGCCAGCUGGGACUACAGUCGGACCCACCCCCUCUCGGAGAACCACGGGAACGAUCCAAUCAGAUUAGGCCUAUAUUUAAGCCACGCCCCCUUAGCGGUAUUCCCAUGACAACGUCAAGGUCUAGAAAACGGGGGGUCAGCGAGGGAGACAAUGCCACCUCUUCAGACUUGCCUGUACUGGAACUGGACUUGGGAUGGGAAUUACCUGACUUUUCAGCCAUUGGCUCUCCCAACUCCCACUACGGACGUCUCUCACUCAACUCGGCCCUCGACGCUCUCCACGGGUUCUUUCGUAUGAGUGCAUUGCUAUGGCAAUGUCAGGACUGGCAGGACUGGGAGAGUCUGGCAAAGCUGUACGAUAUUGAGCAUCAAUGGCCCCAGGCUGUCAGCUGCUCCCUCAACGUGCUCGUACAGACCAAGAACCAGGAGAAUGUCAAGAGAAGGGCACCGUCACUGGUGGAGCACUACAUACAGAAGUUUUUGCUAGAGGAAAGGGAUCCAUUAUCCCUAGAGUUCAUUCAAGAUGGACUCAUCUUCCUACAAAAUCUGCUGUCCAGUUGGAAGAAGCUCUGUUUGGAGAACAGCUUACUUGAGCACAUUCUGAGGAAACAUGUCACCUCUCUGUCUUACUCCCUCAGCCUUAUUCUGAGGAGCACUGAGUACAACGUCCUCUCACUCGACUUCCAUCUCUUUGUUGCCUCUCACCUCGUGUCCUCCGUCUCCAAGGGCAACCCCUCACCCGAGACAAUACUAAGCUCUUCGUCUACAACUGAAAAUGACGCAAAACCGAAACAACUGGUGAUUGAAACGUCCAUUGGAGACUGUCGCCUAUGGGUAGAAGUGUUGCGAAAUCUUGCCAAAGAUUUGUCUAAAAACAGCUCCAUUGUGCUGACCGAGAACACUCUUAAUGGCGUCAUAAAGAUGAGGCAAAGAAAGCUCAGUUCUACUACCAACAGUAUUGACAAUGAACAACAACACUUGAUUAUUGCUUUCACUUGCGGCCAUACGUUUCCACUGUCGCGAUUUCAAAGUAAGAUAGUACCAGAGUUUGUCGAUCGUGUGCAAGAGUUCCCCCUUUCCACUCCCGUCACUCUGAAAUACUUACAGCUGCACUACAAGAUGUCAGGACACGUACCGAGCUCCUGUCCCCACUGUGUGUUCCAAUACCUCCGGAAGAUUCAACUGAAGGAGUGUCCCAACGUUCCAAUUAAGCCAUGGAACCCUGUGUAACUAUAAAACCUAACUGUACUAUAAUUUUACCUAACUUUAAAAAAAUGUUUUAUAUCUUAAACUUCCAUUUGAACACAUUAAUUUUUGACAAUAAAUUAUUGUUUACAUACGUAUGUCCAUGUGCAUUAAUAAAUAAAUUAAAUAGUGAUCGAA